Messenger RNA from Cladocopium goreaui, 3320 nucleotides. Lineage: Eukaryota; Dinophyceae; Suessiales; Symbiodiniaceae. The record is from the annotation of a GenBank genome assembly.
UGCAUCCAAUGAAAGUGUCAAUGGGCAGCGCAAGAUCUUAUGGUCAAAUGUUCGCUCGAGUGGGAAUACUUUUUAUUCUUCUGACAUGCUUUUGGUGUGCUACGGCACGUGGACCUUGGUUCAACGGCUGGUGUACACGGAUCACAGACCUGGAGCAGGGCAGAACGCUGACUCUUAUCCUUGGCUCAUUUCAGAGCUCUGAGACCUGGUCUCAGGUAUAUGCAGCACUCCUCGUUAGCGAAAAUGGCCACGUUCGCUCGGAGCAGGUUUUGCUGGAUCCAGCUAAUGUCACAAUGCAUCGUGGGGACAACUUGGUCACGAAGUUGACUAAGGGCGACCAAGAUCAUAAUUUAUGGACUUUGCCAAUCGGGAGUUUCCGGACCAAUGUCUCGAUCUCCACCAUGGAUUUUCUUUUUCCCUCCGGCUGGCGCUUCUCUGCACGGCUCGAAAAUGCUGUGCCCUGGAGCCCAGAGGGCUGGGUAGGGCACUUGCCCACUUCAAUGAUGCCAACGCACUAUUUUGUUCGCAGUCUUCACUCAUCGACUGAGUAUGAGCUUGACAAAGUCUCAGGCAAAGGCGUUGCUCAUCAGGAGAUGAACUAUGGUCGCCGCUUUCCGGUGGCCUUCACUUGGGUACAGGCUACGGAUGGUGGACGCAUCCAGAUGCUGCUCACAGGCGGCAAGUUCACAAUUUCUGGUGUCACUUCCGAGCACUUUAUUUUGACAUACCGCUCCAAGGAGCGGCAUUGGACCUUUCGAAGUAUCGACCUGCAUCGUUUCCAGGCGAAGGUGGAGCCCUGCAACGGCACCUUGGCCUUGACGGCCUUCGCUGGCGUCCGCCGCUUGGAGCUGAUGAUCUCAGCGCGCCCUGAGAGUUUUUCCGAAAACAUUUUCGUGCCAACGACCAGUGGCUUCAGCCAAGACCCAGGCAGCUCUGAAAGCCAUUCAGCUUUGGCAGUGGUGCGGCUCUACGAUAGAAGGAGUCAGCGUCCAGUAGAGUAUGCCAUUUUUAGACAUGCAGCAUUGGAAUUUGGUGGCGAGUACAAUUGCAGAGCCAGGACAGCAAGUACUGCGACCACAGCCAUAGCCCCUGCCUUUGUGGUUCCGCAGAAGCUUCACACUCAGCAGCCUCGAGUGCGUCCUAUGAGAGAGGCCAGAGUUUCCAACUUGACUCGCCAGAGUCAUAGUCUGACUUUCGCAGCUGCGGCUGCUGCUGCCAUCGCAGGGUUCUUUGCAGCUCUUCGAACCAAGAAGCAGCGAUCGCUGCAGCAGGGAAUCGCAGAUUUCUACGAUGCCUCCACAGGUGUCUGGGUAGAGAUUUGGGGUGACCAUUUGCAUCACGGUUACUAUGAAGACAACUCUUGGAGGUCCUUGGAACAACAUCAAGAAGCGCAAGUACGAAUGAUCGAGGAGAUUUUGAGUUGGGCCGAAGUGGAAGCAGUGGAAGCACCCAAGUCUGUUUUGGACGUGGGAUGUGGUGUUGGUGGAUCCUCCAGAUUCUUGCAAAAGAAGUACGCUGCCAAAGUCACAGGCAUAACUUUGAGUCCAAAGCAGCGAGAGCAGGCAGCAAAUCUUUCAAUGAGAACAGGCCAGGAUGGAUUGUGUAACUUUGAGGUGGCCGAUGCAUUGCAGAUGCCCUUUGCUGACAACUCCUUCGAUUUGAUCUGGUCUCUGGAAAGCGGCGAACACAUGCCACAGAAAUCAAAGUUUAUGUCUGAGAUGCAUCGUGUGUGCAAGCCCGGCGGUCGAAUCAUCUUGGUGACCUGGGUUCACCGGGACCUGCAAAAUGGUGAAUCUUUACGACCCAAGGAACAACGCCUGCUGGAUCGGAUUAGCAAAGCAUAUCAUCUACCGGAGUGGUGUAGUAUUGCAGAUUACCGCAAAAUAGCAGCUGAAGACUUGGGAAUGACAGGCCUCAAGACGACGGAUUGGACGCAGUACAUCGCACCCUUUUGGUCUGCUGUCAUUCAAAGCGCUUUGCAACCCCGGGGCUGGUGGGCUCUGUUGCGAGGUGGUGCGGAGACUUUCCGUGGCGCUUUGGUGAUGCCUCUGAUGAAUCGAGGCUAUCGAACCGGAACCAUUCGAUUCGGACUACUCACAGGAUGCAAAGCUGUUCCAGGUUCAACCAGUGGCUCUACUUCAAGCGCAUCAAGCGCAUCAACUGCCCAAGCAGCGCUGCCGACUCUUGCAUCGAAGUUUGUGCGAAGAAAGCUGCGAUUCGUACCACGAGCCGCCUGCGGUCAGGUGGUAUCAUCAACAAGCACAACAUCAUCUUUGGAGAAUUUCCUGAAGCUGCCAAAGACCAUUUGGGACUUCACACGACCUCACACUUUGAUUGGCACCUUUUUGUCCAUCACCACUGUUCACCUCUUUGCAGUGGCGCCUGUCAUUGGGCAAACCCCAAAUUUGCACUUCGCCCAUUUCGCCCGUUUGACAUUGCAAGCUCUGGCACCUGCAAUGCUUGUGAACGUGUACAUCACCGGCCUGAAUCAGAUCUUUGAUGUUGAAAUCGACCAACAGAACAAACCUUAUUUGCCAAUCCCUUCUGGCCGGCUGUCACUGACCUCUGCUUGGAUAGUGGUGUUGUCCAGCCUGUUCUUAGCAGAGGCGAUGACAUUGUGCUGUCAGCCGCCUGGACUUCCGUACUUACAGUUGGCACUGCUGAGUUCUGCUAUACUCGGUAGCGCCUACUCUGCUCCCCCACUUCGGCUCAAACGUUUUCCCUUCCUGGCGGCCUUUAGUAUAAUUGUGGUGCGCGGCAUCGUGGUCAACAUGGGUUUUUACGCUUUCAUUGUGGAUGCUAUGGGCAUAGCAGGAGAAGUUCCAGCUGGCCGGAGUGUUCUGGCUGCGACCUUCUUCGCAGUGUUUGGUUUGGUUUUCCUGCAUGUUCACGCCGGGCCAAUCCAGGACGUGCCUGAUGUCUUGGGCGACCGCGCAAACCACAUACGCUCUUUGAGUGUCAGGAUAGGUCCAGCAAAGGCCUUGCGGAUUGCCAGCGCAGUGUUAAAGGUCCUCCUGAUUGCCACUGGCUUUGCAUUUGCAGUUGGUGCUGGAACAGCAGCAGGUUUACUCCGUGCAACGUUGCGAGGAGCCUUGGCAUUUGCUGCUCUCUUGUUCCUGAAACUGCUUCGGCACGAAGAGAAGAAGGUUGAUGCAGAGAAUCCAAAGCAAGUGUUCGACUUCUACAUGUUCGUGUGGAAGAUUUUUUAUGUCUCUUAUAUUCUGUUGCCGCUUGCCAUGUGAGUGAGCAAUUAUUAUGGUUGAUAGAUGUUGCGCCCACUCCUGAUGCGCAGCUAUCGUGGGAUGGAGAGCGUCAAAAGA